Messenger RNA from Rosa rugosa (rugosa rose), 2453 nucleotides. RefSeq lists its product as uncharacterized. The record is from RefSeq and is a predicted model, not a curated record. Bases 1272 to 2453 code for a protein of 393 amino acids. Lineage: Eukaryota; Viridiplantae; Streptophyta; Magnoliopsida; Rosales; Rosaceae. The transcript is spliced from 3 exons.
CCAAGACAGCUAAGGAUUUGACUUGGCAUGCCAAUGAUAGGAAAACAGAUGGAAUGAUGAGGCAUCCAGCAGAUUCCCCGACUUGGAAGUUAGUUGACACAAAGUGGCCAGAAUUUGGUAGCGAACCGAGGAACCUUAGGCUAGCCCUUUCCUCAGAUGGGUUUAAUCCCCACAGUUCAUUAAGUAGCCGAUACUCUUGCUGGCCUGUUAUUCUUGUUACAUAUAACCUUCCUCCUUGGCUAUGCAUGAAGAGGAAGCACAUGAUGUUAACAUUGUUAAUAUCUGGACCCAAACAGCCGGGAAAUGAUAUUGACGUUUAUUUGCAGCCUUUGAUAGAUGAUUUGAAACUACUGUGGGUUGGGGUUGAAGUGUAUGAUGCCCUUAGAGGAGAGUCCUUCAAACUGAAGGCAGUCCUAUUUUGGACUAUUAACGACUUUCCCGCAUAUGGGAACCUCUCGGGCAGCAUUACCAAAGGAUACAAUGCUUGUCCAGUUUGUGUUGAUGAAACCCGACCAUACAGGUUGAAGCAUAGUAACAAAAUGGCAUUCAUGAGACAUCGCAGAUUUUUGCCAAGACAUCAUCCAUAUCGAAGGCAGGCUGCAGCUUUUGACAAUACCAUAGAGGAAGAUGUCGCUCCUUCACCAUUAAGUGGAGAGGAGAUGUUGUCAAGAGUUGAAGGUCUGAACAUACCAUUUGGGAAAAAAAAACCUUGUCCCCCUCACAAGGGUGUUGAAGCGAAAAACAGACCUUGCUGGAAAAAAAAAUCGGUUUUCUUUGAACUUGAUUACUGGAAACAUCUUCCAGUGAGACACAUUCUCGAUGUGAUGCACAUUGAGAAGAAUUGUUGCGAUGCUAUUCUUGGAACCGUAUUGAACAUUCCCGGGAAGACCAAGGAUGGAGCUGCUUCUCGUUUGGACAUGGUUGAUAUGGGCAUCAGAACUGAUUUGAAGCCUACACCUGGUCCGAAAAGGGCAAAGUUGCCUUUGGCGAGUUGGAACUUGCUGCUAGAUGAGAAGAAAAUAUUAUGCUCUUCCUUUUUCAACAUGACGGUUCCUGUGCGCUUUUGCUCAAACAUAAGGAAUCUGGUUUCAAUGGAAGAUUUGAGACUCGUUGGUCUUAAAUCACAUGAUUGCCACACUAUUAUGUAGAUUCUUCUCCCUGUGGCAUUAAGAUCAGUUUUAGAAAAGCCAGUUAGGUAUGCUAUUAUUCGGUUCUGCCUAUUCUUCAAGGCAAUUUGUAGUAAGGUGAUAGAUGUUUCAAAACUUCAACAGAUGCAAGCUGACCUUAUUGAUACAGUUUGCUUGCUUGAAAAGUUCUUCCCACCUUCGUUUUUCGAUGUAAUGAUUCAUUUAACAGUUCAUCUUGUUAGAGAAGUAGAGUUAUGUGGUCCGGUGUUUCUUCGAUGGAUGUACCCAUUUGAGAGGUACAUGAAAGUGUUCAAAGGGUAUGUGAGAAGUCGCCAUUUUCCUGAGGGGUGUAUUGCUGAGAAUUAUAUUGUUGAAGAGGCUAUAGAGUUUUGCUCAGAACGUAUGCUCCGUGAAGAUGAUACCACUGUGGGAAUUCCAUCAAAAAGCUUAUCUGGACUGUGUAAUGGAUGCAAGCCUUUAUCAGGCGCAACCAUGGUGAUCGUUUCUGCAAAGGAGUUACAACUUGCACACCUGUGUGUAUUACGGAACACUGAAGAUGCCAUUCCAUACUUCAAGGAGCAUAUGGAAUUGUUGGAGUUAACUUUCCCUAAGUUCAUGAAAAACAAGAGGUGGUUGAGGGAAAAACAGAAUGCGACAUUUGGAGAUUGGUUAAAGGAAAGGGUUGCAAAUGCAAUGAGUAUUCCCGACAAUGAUGUUUCAGAAACAAUGAGGUGGAUGGCUGGCGGCCCAAGGCAUGAAGUGCCAACCUUUAGUGGAUACCAUGUCAGUGGAGUUGAUUUCAACACCAAAUCCCGGGACAAUGUCAGAUCAGUUCAGAACAGUGGUGUUUUUUUACUUGCCGAUGCAAUGCAAGUUGCAAGUGCAAAGGAUCGAAAGCCCAGAACUGAUGAUAUGGACUUCUACGGUGUAAUUAAAACAAUAUGGGAGGUUGACUAUUACAAAUUUAGGGUACCAUUGUUUAAAUGCGAUUGGGUAGAGAGUUCUAGGGGCGUCAAAGUAGACGAUCUUGGGUUUACUUUGGUGAAACUGAAUAGGAUAGGCCAUUUAAAUGAUCCGUUUGUCUUAGCUACGCAUGUGAAACAAGUUUUUUAUAUUGAAGACCCCCUCGAUGCUGAAUGGUCAGUAGUGGUGAGGUGCCCGGAUAAAGACUAUGAAGGGGCUAAUGAUGAAUGCGAAGACCCUGAAGUGGACCAACUAGCAUUUAUUCCGACAAUGCCAUCAGUUGAAACCUUUGAUGAUGUAGUUGGUCAUCAACCUAGCAUUCAUAUGCGAGAUGGUGAUGAAGGAAUAUGGGUUGACAAUUAA